AUGAAAGCACCCAUGCGUUGUCUCCUUUUUAAGCAAGGGAAUCUUCAUGUUAAGGUUUCUCAAGCUAGGGAGGAUCUAGAUGAAGUUCAGCAUGCAAUUGAUGGUGAUCCCUUAAACCCUCAACUGCAAGUAAAGGAAGUGAGGUGCCUACAGGUGUUUCGUGAUGCUUCUAUGGAUGAAGAGAUGUUUCUUAAACAGAAAUCAAAAAUCGAAUGGCUUAAGGCGGGAGACUCUAACUCUUCUUUUUUUCAUAAUUCUAUUAAAUGCAGGAACCAUAUGAGCCGAAUUGCAGUUAUAAAGGAUGCUAAUGGAACUACUCAUGAAGGUGGAGAGGCUAUUCGGAUUUUGGUGGAUCAUUACUCACAUUUUUUGGGAUCAGAAGGUGUUAUUAAUUUGACACCAAGUGAAUCUUUAUUCACUAAACGAUUGUCACAACAAAAAGCUAAGGCAAUGAUUCGAAGAGUUUCUGAUGAAGAGAUGAAGGCUGCCAUGUUUGCUAUUGGUGAUAAUAAAGCACCUGGCCCUGAUGGGUUUUCUUCGGCUUUUUUCAAAGAAGCAUGGGAGGUUGUUGGAAAAGAUGUUUCUCCUGCUAUCCAUGAUUUAUUCUGUUCGGCCAGAAUGCUCCAAGAAAUCAAUCAUACGUUUCUUGCGUUAGUUCCUAAGAAUUACCACCGUAAUGUUGGUCCUCCAAGAUGUACAUUCAAAAUUGAAAUUCAGAAAGCUUAUGACACGGUUGAUUGGGGUUUUUUGAAGUGGAUUCUGGUGGGAUUUGGCUUUCAUCCCAUUAUGAUUAACUGGAUCAUUGAAUGUGUGACGACUACUUCCUUUUCGCUUAGUAUUAAUGGGAAUAUUCAUGGAUACUUCAAAGGUGGUAGGGGACUUCGCCAGGGGGAUCCUAUGUCACCCUAUUUGUUUACACUGGUUAUGGAGGUUCUUACUUUGUUGCUGCAUAAGGCCUCGGCCAAUUCUGAUUUCAGGUUCCAUAAUAGGUGUGAAAAACAAGGAGUUAUCGAUUUGUGCUUUGCUGAUGAUCUGUUCAUUUUUGCUCGUGGGGAGGCUAAUUCGGCUAGAAUUAUUUCGGAUGCUCUGAAUGAUUUCCAAAACAUGUCUGGAUUGGUGCCAAGUUUGCCUAAGAGUACGGUAUUCCUCUCUAAUGUCCCGAAUCAUGUAAAAAAUGCUAUUUUAGAGAUCAUGCCAUUCGAACAUGGUGAACUACCUGUUAAGUACUUGGGUGUACCUCUUGUCUCUUCUAGACUUUUAUAUAAAGAUUGUAAGAUUUUAGUGGAAAAGAUGGAGAACCGAAUCACAAAUUGGCGCAAUAAAUUCCUUUCCUUCGCAGGUAGGCUGCAAUUAAUGACCUUUGGAGUCUUAUCUUCUUUACAUGUGUAUUGGGCGUCUAUGUUUAUUCUCCCGUCUCGUGUUAUUAAUGACCUUGAGAAGUUAAUGCGUGCUUUCAUUUGGAGUCAAGGCCCUAUGAAAAAGGGUAAGGCUAAGACGAAAACAGAUUCUAUAGUGUGGAAAGAUCAUUACCUUAAUCAGGUCCCAUUCUCUUCCUCUGUGGUUUGGGAGUCUAUUUGUGAUCGAAAGAUGGCAGUACCUUGGGCUAAAUUGAUUUGGAAUGCUAUCAAAGGAUUAGCUGAUAUGGCUCAUCUCUCACCUGUUUGGGCUGAUAUUAUGACCUGGAUGAUCCCAAGAUCACAUGUUAAAUUUGCUCGGAGUGUGUUAAUUACCUCUACUGUUCGGAUGAAGUUGGCUACAUUGCGGUUCAAGAACUCUACCCAAGUGGAAAGGCUUUUGAAUGGAUGGUUGCUACUAGUGAACGCUUUAUUAGCAGAAGAUGAAGACGAUGCAUGA
Messenger RNA from Erigeron canadensis, 1854 nucleotides. RefSeq lists its product as uncharacterized. NCBI's taxonomy places the organism in Eukaryota, Viridiplantae, Streptophyta, Magnoliopsida, Asterales, Asteraceae. The coding region runs from base 1 to 1854 and encodes 617 amino acids. The transcript is spliced from 5 exons. The record is from RefSeq and is a predicted model, not a curated record.